AGAUCAUUGUUUUUAUUUUCUUAAAAAGUUUGAAAGAUGUCCCAGCUUAAUAUUAAGGAUAGCGAAGUUGACAUUGUGAUCGGAGCACUCCACUCUGAUCUGACAUCAUUUAUGAAUGAAUGGAGACCUAUUUUCACCCGAUACCACUUGAUUAUUGUCAAGGAUCCUGAACUCAAAGAGGACCUUGAAAUUCCAGAUGGCUUCGACGUGGAUGUCUAUUCUCUACAAGACAUAGAUAGAAUUGUUGGUACUUCCAAUUCAAUUAAAUUCUCUGGUUACUCUUGCCGAUACUUUGGCUACCUCAUGUCGAGAAAAAAAUAUAUCAUCUCAGUUGAUGAUGACUGUGUUCCAGCCAAAGAUGAUAAGGGCUUGUUAAUAGAUAUUGUAGCGCAGCACUUAUCAAACCUUUCGACUCCGGCCACUCCUUUCUUCUUCAACACACUGUAUGAUCCAUUUAGGAAAGGAGCAGACUUCGUCCGUGGUUACCCAUUUAGCUUAAGAAGUGGGGUUGCUUGUAGUCUAUCAUGUGGACUGUGGCUCAAUCUAGCAGAUUAUGAUGCACCAACACAAGCCCUCAAGCCAAGUCUGAGGAACACGUGCUUUGUUGAUGCAGUCCUCACUAUUCCAGUCGGAGCAAUGUUGCCUGUGAGUGGAAUCAAUGUUGCAUUUGAUCGAGAGGCGGUUGGUCCUGCUCUAUGUCCAGCACUGAGAUUGGCUGGGGAAGGAAAGCUUCGGUGGGAAACCAUGGAAGAUAUAUGGUGUGGAUUAUGCAUUAAGGUAACAUGUGAUCACUUAAAGCUCGGUGUGAAAAGUGGGCUGCCAUAUGUUUGGAGAAAUGAAAGAGGAAAUGCUAUAGAGAGCUUGAAAAAAGAGUGGGAAGGGGUGAAGUUGAUGGAAGAAGUUGUUCCCUUCUUUCAAACUCUUAGGCUAUCAGAAGCAGCAGUUACAGCUGAAGCUUGUUUCCUCGAGAUUGCAAAGGCAGUAAGAGAGCAGCUUGGUCGUUCCAAUCCGAUGUUUGCUCGUGCUGCUGAAUCCAUGGUCGAAUGGGUUGAGAUUUGGAAGAAGGCUGGAUCUGGUUCUUUGCCUGGCGACAAUUAGGAGGAAUUCAUGAGUGAGUUUGGUCUCUUUUAGCCAUUCAAUUAAUAACAGAAAGCUCCCUUGAUUUCUUGCUGUAACAAUGACUCGAGAACUGUUGAAAUUCCUAAUGACCAAAAGAACUGUUUCACCGUUUUUUUCUUUUCUUUCCUUACAUGUUUAAUACCCCAGAAUCAUUGAAGACACAACGACCUAUUUUGUUAUUUGAUUGGCUAAUGGACAUCUAUGUUUCCUAAGACUUGCAUGCUUGAUCCAA
Molecule: messenger RNA, 1351 nt
Organism: Benincasa hispida (wax gourd)
Lineage: Eukaryota; Viridiplantae; Streptophyta; Magnoliopsida; Cucurbitales; Cucurbitaceae
Gene: RGP5
Product: Alpha-1,4-glucan-protein synthase family protein
Biological process (GO): UDP-L-arabinose metabolic process
Cellular component (GO): Golgi apparatus; cytosol; plasmodesma
Molecular function (GO): UDP-arabinopyranose mutase activity
Source: RefSeq, a predicted model, not a curated record